UUAGACUGCUGACAAGAGUCUACAUGUAUGUGGCACCCGAUCAGGAACUCUAUCAGAUAUCUCUCAACGAUCAAGAGCGGUUGGACCACUCAAAGGUGUAUUUAUCAUUUACCACAUUCUCCCAUCUUCCAAGGAUUCACCAGACCUGUUACCAUGGCAACAUUUGAUGCAAAGGCGGUGGUCGAGCGAGGGCGGGCUGCGUUCAGAGCGGGGAAGACGCGAUCUUACGAAGCGAGGAUGAAACAUCUUUCAGACUGCCAUCGCAUGAUCCAAGAGCAUCGGCAAGACUUUAUCGAUGCCAUUCACAAAGAUCUGAAAAAGCCAGCCUUUGAAUCAAAUGCCUAUGAGAUCAUGAUGGCUGAGAAGGACCUGGUUCAGUUCAUGAACGAGUUAGAAGAUUGGAUAAAACCAGUCAAUGUGUCAACCAAUCUGAUGACCAUGGGCAAGGUGGCCUACAACAUCUGGGAGCCCCUGGGACUGUCCCUCAUCAUAGGAGCCUGGAACUACCCAUUCCAGCUCGUCAUCGAGCCCCUCGUGGGCGCGAUGGUCGCGGGGAACACCGCCAUCAUCAAACCGUCGGAGCUCUCACCCGAAACGGCCCUGCUCUACGAGAGGCUUAUUCCACAGUACCUUGACAAUGACUGUUAUCAAGUUGUGAAUGGUGAUGCUAAGAUAACAACCGAGUUGUUAGCUCAGAAGUUUGAUCACAUUCUCUACACUGGAAGUGGUGUAGUGGGGAGGAUUGUGAUGGCAGCUGCUGCAAAGCACCUGACACCAGUCACUCUCGAGCUUGGAGGAAAGAGUCCUGUGUACAUCGAUUCGGACACGGACAUCGAUACCUCUGUGCGACGGGUCACAUGGGGGCGUUACAUGAACUGCGGGCAGACCUGCGUCGCUCCGGACUACAUCCUCUGUCACUCGCGAGAUAAUGACAAGAUACUGAAAGCAUUCAGAUCGUGCAUCCAGGAGUUCUUUGGUGAUGACCCCCAGAAAAACCCUGCCUACGCUCGGAUCGUCAACCAAAGGCACUUCAAGAGAAUAUCAGCAAUAUUGGAAGGUCAGAAUAUCGCAAUCGGUGGUAAGACCGAUGAAUCUGAUCUGUACAUUGCCCCCACUGUUAUUCUGAACCCAAGCGAAACUGCUAAAUGCAUGACAGAAGAGAUAUUUGGUCCCAUCAUAUCCAUUUUCAAUGUAGAUACACUGGACCAAGCCAUUGACUUCAUUAAUGACAGGGAUAAACCACUUGCCUUGUAUGCCUUCUCCAACAACCAGAAGAUAUUAGAACGCAUUGCUCGCGAGACAUCGAGUGGAGCCUUCGUUGGAAACGAUGUUAUCAUACAUGCUGCAAUUGAGGAAAUGCCAUUUGGAGGAGUCGGUGGAUCAGGCCAUGGGGCGUACCACGGGAAGUUUUCCUUUGAGGUCUUCUCACACAAGAAACCAGUCCUCAUUGACAAGCACAUGUGGUUCACCGAAAAGGCACAGUCACUUCGUUAUCCCCCAUACACCCCUGGAAAGGCCUCCGUAGCAGAGUUCUUCCUGAAGAAAAGCCCAAAGAGGAAGGGAUUCUUCUAUACCUUCCUCAGACUAACUCUCAUCGGCUUCCUACUCGCUGUUGUUUGCAAGGCUUUUGGUGUGGACAAGUAUCUUCCCCAGGCCCUGAAGCAGUGAAUGAAACAGACGAUCGGACGAUGGGCCAAAGAAAUCCAUUGUUUUAGGAUUAAUACUCCAUGUUCUAUUAAAAGUCACUAAUUGGGACCUAAUUAAAUGAUUGAUAGAGAGUGUGACCACAGCCUCGUCUUACAAAGAAUUGCGAUUGAUUCAGUCAAUCGCGACUAUAUGGAAAUCCAUCAAUGUCAUCAUUUGUUCCUACAGGUAAAUUUGCACAAUUAUGUCUUUUGUAAACAAAGAGGAGCACACUGAAUUGUCAAGAAAACAGUGAGUGUACAUCAUAUCUAGAAGAUAUUCUGAACAGACAUGCAUUUUAGAUGUUGACGUUGCAGCAGUGUUUUCACUCUUCCCGAAAUUUCAGGAGAGUUUUUACUUUUUCCAGGAAAGGUUCGGGAAAUGAAAAAAUUCCAGGAAAUUAUGCGAAAUCUGAAAAUUAUAAUGGAACAAGAAUUAAACGUAGCAACUUUCGAUAUUCAUGUUACAUUUAAGGAAUUGUUUACCUCGAUACGUAGCUCAAAAUAUCCCGCUUGCACUCCGCGCUCGCAUUUCGUAAUUUUGUUCCUAUUUUUAAAGAGGGCGUGAACAAAAAAAUGUUAAAAUUCCUUGAUUUUGGUCACUUGGUAAAUUGGUAUUAAUGACUGGUUUUUGUCAUUUUCUGUUCUUAUAAGGAUUUAUUAUGUACAAGAAAAGAGGGGGACAUUCAUGUUAGUGACAAAAAUGUAUGAUACAGAUGCUGUUUAUUUUGUUAUAUAAUUUGUUUACAUCAAUCAAUAUAUGUGUGAAAUUUUUUUGCAGCUUCUAAAGUGUUGACUUAAAUUGGCAAUUUGGAUAAUUCAAGGGAUAAAGAGAUGCAAGUUUCCAGCCAAAAUCUGUAUUUUUGGGACUGAAAAUGUACUAUCUUUCAUGUAAUAUACUAGGUUUGUUGAUGGAUGUGAUAAAUGACUCGGAUAUGGAAUUUUAGAUGCAACUCUCUGCAUCAAAUCUUGUGGGACCAUAGUCAUCUGGGUUUUUUUUUAAAUAUCAAUCAAUAUAUGUGUUAAAAAUUUUGCAGCUUUACUAAAUAAGUAUUGACUGAAAUUGGCGAUUGGAUAUUUAAGGAACAUAAAAAGAUGCAAGUUUUCAGCCGAAAUCCGUAUAUUUGGGACAGAAUAUUUACCAUCUGUCAUGUAAUAUACUUUCAGCUUUGUUGAUGGACUUGAAAGUGACAUGGAAUUUUUUAUGAAACUCUGCUUCAAACCUUGUGGAACCAUAGUAAUCUGUUUUUUGGCUGGACUUUAAUUUUUUUUCUUAGGGGAUGGGGGGGAGAUGCAUAAAAAUUGAAGAAACUCAAAAGCGAGGAACCAAAGCGACAGAGUGUGACAUGUGAGUACUUCUGCAUUUCUUAAUGUGAAAUCGAAGGAUUCUGUGGACACGUUUGGUGAUUUUUUUUUUCCGGGGGGGGGGGGGGGGGGGGGGUGAAUUUUAAUUGAAAAACAGAUUUUUCGGACUUUCGAAGGGGCAACUGCCCCUGCUGCGUACGGCCAUGAUCUGCUUAACGUGAGUCUUGUUUGACUUGGCAAAUAGACAAUCAUGCUAUUAAUAAUCAGGGGGGCGUUUCACAAAGAUUUAAGUACGACUUAAAUGCCGAGUUGUGUGUGUCAGAAAAGGCAUGACCGCAUUGAUCAGACCAUGCCAAGAGGACGCGCACUACUGCGUCUUGAUCAAUAAGUUUGCGCAUUGCAUAUCGUGUAGGCGUUGGCAUUUAAGUGCGACUCUUGAGUCGUACUUAAAGUUUUGUGAAACAACCCCCUAGUCAGAAAAUAUGCCCUGACAUAACUCAAUGUUUUGAAAGGUCAAUUAAUGCUGACUGAACUCUAUAUGUAUAAAGAUGUGUUAUUUAGAAUGUGUGCAAUCAAAAUAUUAAUAAAUCACCAAUCUCCUAUUUAAUGUAAUGCUUAAUGUAGAUGGUUGUAUGAGUGAAUGUGCCUUGUUGGUAUGACAUAUGGUGAUGAUAUUGCCUUAAGUUUGUAUUUUAUGGAUUUUUUAUUUCCAUAUUGUCUCUGACAUAUAUACUUCUGGCGAUAAUUAACUGCCAUAGUUACAAUUAAUUGCCACUCUUGUAUGAAAUGUUGUUGCGUGCAUGAACUUCAUGUUCUUUCUGAAUUAGAUGAUUCUCAAAUUUUGUUGUAAAUCGAGUUUCAUGUAUUAUGAUGGAAAGCUAUAUUUUUAAUAUCUAUAAAUUGUCUAUUUUCUUCAAAUUUUUAUUCUUGAAGAUAAGCAAUUGUUGUCAAGAUGGAAACAAUGUGAGCUUGGACCCUAGUAGGGUCCACGGUGUGAGCAAUCAAAUUCUUGUAUCACUUAUUUUUAAGUUCAAAGCUGAGAGGAAGUUGCUACUGCACUGUAAUUUAAUCAAUGGGAUUAUGCAUUUAUUUAAGUGCACGUCGGCACAGCACAGCCUGGCACACACUACACGAUCCAUUGCAACCCGAUUUUCAAAGAAAUUGUAACAACAUUUGAUAUGUAAAUUCCCACCCAUAAAAUAUUAACAAUCAUAGUUGCGAACAGUAUGUAUAUUGAAACCAAAAUCCCAGUCUAUUUGGAGCUUUCGUGCACAAAUUAAAGCACAUUCAAUUCCAAGUCGUAAUGACGUCAUCAUCGGCUUGAAGCUGAUUUGGACUUUCCACCGACCACAAGACUUUCCGCAAAGUAGAAUUCUGAUUUUGGUAUAUCUAGCAUUAUGCCAAACUUCAAGUGAAAUGUUAAUUCUUGGAGCUUUUACUUUUAAUGCAAAGUGUGAUUUGUUGAAAAAUCGUGCUGUAUGUGUAAUGUGCGCCGUUCUUAAGAAUGACUCUAGUCAUUCACAAGUCUUUGUAAACAAAGCCUCCUUGACAGUGGUUUCACUGCCUGUGUAUAUUUGAGUUUUUAGCGGAUUAAUCGCAACUGCACAAGAUUUUGAUCGUUUAAUUGGACCGAACAGCAUGACAAUUAGAUGUAAAAUCAGAAUUUUAAACUAUCAUUUUUUUUUUCAAUUCAGCCUCAGUGGGUUUGAUUUGCUUCAGUUUUUUUAGUGGAUUAAUCGUAACUACGCAUGUAUACAUUUCAGAUGUUGAUCGUAGAAUUGGACCAAACAGCAUGACAAUCAAAUGUAAGAAUUUUAGACUAUCAUUUAUUUUGUUUUAAUUCAGCCUUAGUUGACAUAAUUGGACUUUUGUACCUUGUCAGGCGUCUGUGCGUCUCAUUAAGGCACUUCGCGUCUUUUCAUAGCGGCUCUCCUGCAUUCCCCCCUUUAAUUGUUGUGUGUGAUUAAAUGUGAGAAUUUGGUGGAUUCUCAAUACGGUGCGCCAAUGGGGUCGCAGCGGACAGGCCAAAAUUCACAAUGCCUCUUGGGAAAAUGAAAAGUGGGGCUAAGCAUAAGCCAAUCAGAGAAGUCGAAUUUGCAUGUUAAUCACGCUCUGUGUGGGAAAAUCAUCAAUAUUCAUGAGCUCUGCGAUAGUCCGGGGUUAAGGCGUUAACCCCGGCUAAGCAAAUAGCAUGGGGUUAAGAAAGACAGUGUGAAACCCCCCAAAAAAGAUAGUAUGAGGUUAAGCAAAUGCAGUGUGAAAAGCAUAUUAGAUGAAGAGGUAAAUAAACACUUUUGGCAUAUUAUGUAAUGAAGACUUGUUUCAAAUAGGAUGUUUUACUGUGCCAUGUUUCCACUGUAUUUAAAUGAAAAUGUUCAUAAUUUAUUAAAUCAAAUGAAUAAUCAUGAUCUAAUCUCUACAUUGAUUUAAUGUAAAUAAAAUAUUCACCUAUAAUUAAAAUAUAAAGAGAUUGAUUAUA
Messenger RNA from Lytechinus pictus (painted urchin), 5466 nucleotides. RefSeq names its product aldehyde dehydrogenase family 3 member A2-like. Gene Ontology annotation, biological process: aldehyde metabolic process. Gene Ontology annotation, molecular function: aldehyde dehydrogenase (NAD+) activity. Gene Ontology annotation, cellular component: cytoplasm. The transcript is spliced from 13 exons. The coding region runs from base 28 to 1668 and encodes 546 amino acids. Lineage: Eukaryota; Metazoa; Echinodermata; Echinoidea; Temnopleuroida; Toxopneustidae. The record is from RefSeq and is a predicted model, not a curated record.